Pelodiscus sinensis (Chinese soft-shelled turtle) is the source of this 1728-nucleotide messenger RNA. NCBI's taxonomy places the organism in Eukaryota, Metazoa, Chordata, Testudines, Trionychidae. The record is from RefSeq and is a predicted model, not a curated record.
GACCUUAAACGGACUUGGGAUCUUGGUGUGUUCCAUGGAUGGAUCAGUGGCUUUUUUGGACUUUUCCCAGGAUGAACUUGGAGAUCCCCUUAGUGAGGAGGAGAAGAGCAACAUUCAUCAGUCCACCUAUGGUAAAAGCUUAGCAAUAAUGAGUGAGGCUCAGUUGUCCACUACCAUUAUUGAGAAUCCAGAGAUGCUGAAGUAUCAACAGAGACAGCAACAGCAGCAGAUGGAGCAGAAGAAUGCAGCAAUACAGGAUGCAGCAGAUGUAAUGACAGCUCCCAAAGUGGCAAGCAUGGUUAAUGGUGAGAGUUUGGAGGACAUUAGAAAGGAUUUGUUGUUUGUGUUCAUCAAUAAAAGGACUGCAGAUGGCCGGAGACGGAUCACACCUCUAUGCAUAGCUCAGCUGGACACUGGGGAUUUUUCAACGGUGUUCUUCAAUAGUAUUCCAAUAUCUGGGUCUUUGGCUGGCUCAAUUAUGUCUUCUCAGAUUAAUCAGCAACUGAUGUCAUUAGAUUCCAAUGCAACUAACUCCCUCAGCACUUCAAAGCCUUCUCUAGAACCACUUGCAGCCAGUAUAAAACCUACAGAUAACACAACCAGUAAAGAUGGUGUAAAUGCUACCUCUGCUUCAGCUGCUCCUACUGUAUCAUCUUUCUCUGUGCUAACAACCCCAUCUAAGAUUGAACCAAUGAAAGCAUUUGAUUCCAGAUUCACAGAACGAUCCAAAGCCACCUCAGCGACUUCUGCUGUAAUAAAUACAAAUCAGAUUGCCAUGGACAGAUUGAAGGAUCAGAAUUUAAUUAAAGAGAAUGAGCCCAAGGAUAUUCUGGAGAGCAGCAGUGACAGUGAGGAGAAGAUUCCAGCUACUAAACCACUGGCACUGCCUAAGCGUAAAUUAGAACUCGAGGGAGAAACAGUAGAAAAGAAGAAGAAAGGCAGACCUCGAAAGGACUCCAGGCUAGUCCCUGUGACUUUAACUGUUCAGUCCCCAGCUGCCCUGGCCUCUGAGAAGGAUGCCACUUGCAUCUCUGCACCAGCAUUAGCACUUAAACUGCCAACCCCAAUCCCACAGAAAUCGUUUACAUUGCAAAUAAGCUCAGAUCCCUCCAUGUAUAUUGAGGUGGAGAAUGAGAUGGCCGCUGCGGGAUGUUCCAAGCUGAGCAGGUUAAAGUGUAAUCGGGAAGGCAAAGAAUGGGAGACUGUUCUCGCCAGUCGAAUUCUUACUGCAGCUGGAAGCUGUGAUGUGGUGAGUGUAGCCUGUGAGAAGAGGACCUUAUCUGUAUUUUCAGCUUGCGGUCGUCGCCUUCUCCCGCCUAUUAUAUUGCAUUCGCCUAUUUCAGCUUUACGUUGCACAGGUUCCUACGUCAUGGCUCUCACCACUAUUGCUACACUGUCUGUAUGGAAUGUUCAUAAACAGUCAGCGGUUGUCAAAGAUGAGUCUCUGCAAACAAUAUUAGCAGGAAAUGAUACAACUGUGUCUCAAAUUUUGCUGACUCAGCAUGGUAUGCCAGUAAUGAGCCUGUCUGAUGGAAAGACCUAUUGUUUUAAUCCUUCUCUUUCUACAUGGUAAGUUGUACAUCUUUCCUACUUUUUAUGACGGGGUGGGGAACCUUUUUUGAAUUGGGGGCCACUGACCCGCAGAAAAAUCAUCGGGGGCUGCACACAAGUGAGAAGUGCCCCCCCCCCAACCCCUCACUGAUGUGACCCCUGACUGGGAAGAAGAAA